AUGCACUCUAUUUUGUGCUUGGCGGCAUUUGUCGCUACCGUAUUCGGAAGCUUGCCUCCGAACUAUCCGAAUCCCUAUAAGGACUGGAUCCGAAGCGAGAUCUACAGCGCUCCUGGCGGAAAGCUGGUGCUCAAGAAGGAUCCGGCGCUGCUCAAGAAAUAUGGUGGCACCGUAGUUCACAAUAUCCUAGCGCAUGGAAUUGAUUUCACCGUCUGGCAAUACUACGGCAUCCACGCUAUCCUCGAAGUGCCCACAAUGGAAGCCGGAAAGCUCUACAAUACGGCCUUCGAUUUUGAGCGUCCGCUGAGCGGCAGGGGGCUGAACUUCUUGGAGGUGAUUGGAAACAAGGAGAAGAAGCUCGAGUUUAUGAUCCCGGAUCAGGCAGUUGGAUUCAGGUACAACACAACUACUCCUGAAUUCACGUUGACAUUGACCAGCCCGGCACUCCCGAACACUGACUCUUUCCUCUGCCCCAAUCCAACGAUUCUGUACGCCAAGAACGGAUGGUCAAAUGGAGCUAAAUACGAUAAGGUCUACCCCAAGAACACAGAUGGGCUCAGCUAUGUGUGCAAUGUGUACUGUGAUGGUGUCAAAGAGGGCAGAAACUUCUGGGCAACCGGAAGUUUGGCCGAUGGGGAUCAGCUCUACUUGAGGAAUCUGAAGACGUUAGAGAGGACCGACAUCAAACCCGACCCAUCCAAGAAUUUCACCCUCAACAUGACGCCCAACACCGAUUACGCCGUGUAUUUCAUCGGCGCGAAGAAGCCGAACAAGGAGCGAAAAUUCGACUUUGGCUGCCAGACCAAGGAA
Messenger RNA from Mesorhabditis spiculigera, 810 nucleotides. The record is from the annotation of a GenBank genome assembly. NCBI's taxonomy places the organism in Eukaryota, Metazoa, Nematoda, Chromadorea, Rhabditida, Rhabditidae.